CCAGGCGAUAGUUCUUAGGCAACAGCUGAUGAUACUCUAGAAGAGAGCAUAACGCCCCUAGACUUAUUCUCUUUAAAAACAAUAAAAUAAUUAGUUUUAUAUCAAAAUUACAUUGUUUUUGGGUAAAAACGUAAUGCUUUGGUUUUGUUUAUGAUAAUAAACAGUUUUUAAAUUAAUUAAGCAUAAUUUCUGGGUGAAAAACAAGCUCAACUCGAAGAAAAAGGGCAUCCAUGUACCUUUAUGGUCGGCUUGUUGUACUUCUUGUUUUGAUUUUGCGACGACGUAGCCGCAUUCGACUUCCACAUAUCCCACAUCCACGCUGGCUAUAGUCCACUGACCAUGCCCAUCCGGUAAUUGAAUUAGCGCCACCGAUUGCCACACCGACUGACCAACGAUGCAGCGCCACCACCUUUCCGGCUUCUACGCCUGCAUCGCCUUACUCCUGUCCCUUCUACUGCUGACUAUUGGAGAUGUUGCUGGCCAGAAGCAGUACUCUAAGGCACGAAAGCUGGAGCUAAGAGAGGAUGUUCGCCGGAUGUUCCAGCACGCGUACGAUGGCUAUUUGAGACACGCCUCCAACUACGAUGAACUGCGUCCGCUGACCUGCGACGGCCACGAUACCUGGGGCAGCUACUCCCUGACGCUGGUCGACGCCCUGGACACCCUCGCCGUCAUGGGCAACUUCACGGAGUUCCGGAGAGUCAGCCGGCUGCUGGAGCAGAAGAUGAACUUCGAUAGAGACAUCAAUGUGUCGGUCUUCGAGACCAAUAUCCGCAUUGUCGGGGGUCUGCUCUCUGCGCACCUGCUCUCCAAGAGGGCCGGUGUGGAACUGGAGGCCGGAUGGCCGUGCCAGGGCCCGUUGCUUCGCCUGGCGGAGGACGUGGCCCGUCGCUUACUGCCCGCCUUCGACACGAACACCGGCAUGCCCUACGGCACCGUCAAUCUGCGCUAUGGUGUGCCCAAGGGCGAGACCUCGGUCACCUGCACGGCUGGCGUUGGCACCUUCCUGAUUGAAUUCGGAACUCUGAGCCGGCUGACGGGGAACAGUAUCUACGAGGAGGUGGCCCUGCAGGCGGUUCACGCGCUCUGGGCCCACCGCUCGUCCAUCGGACUCUUUGGCAACCACAUCGAUGUGCAGAGCGGCCGCUGGACAGCCCUGGACUCGGGCAUUGGAGCGGGAGUGGACUCCCUAUUCGAGUACCUGGUGAAGGCGGCCAUGCUGCUCAAUCGGCCAGAGCUGUUAGAGCUCUUUCAUGAGGCGCGGGCCGCUAUCGACAAGUACAUGCGCAAGGAGGACUGGUAUGUGUGGGUGGGCAUGAACAAGGGCCACGUCACCCUACCCGUCUUUCAGUCGCUGGAGGCAUUUUGGCCCGGCAUUCUUAGUAUAAUCGGUGACACAGAGCCGGCUGUGCGGACGAUAACCCGAUACAUCGGCGUGUGGAAGAAGUACGGCUUCCUACCGGAGUUCUACAACAUAGCUGCUGGAGAGGCGUCGCCAAAUCGGGAGGUUUAUCCCCUGCGCCCCGAGCUGAUCGAGUCGGCGAUGUACUUGUACAGGUCCACCAGGAACGAGUACCUGCUGGAGCUGGGCGAGCACAUGCUGGAGACUCUGGAGUUCAGUGCCAAGACCAAGUGCGGCUAUGCCACGAUUCGCAACGUUGUGACGCACGAGAAGGAGAACCGGAUGGAGUCUUUCUUCCUGGCGGAGACGAGCAAAUACCUGUAUCUACUCUUCGACGAGGACAACUUCCUGCACAACGACGGCACCGGCGGGGAGCUGCUCUCCACCGAGGACGAUGUGUGCGUGGUGCAGGCGGGUGCCUACAUCUUCAACACUGAAGCCCAUCCCAUGGACAUGUCGGCCCUGCACUGCUGCCACGCCCACAAGGAGGACAUCUAUGCCUCCCUGGACCUGCAACGUUUCAGUCAACAGGCGAUCUUUGAGCGGAGUCGCAAGCGGCAGAUGGCGGUGCAGGAUCAGUGGGUGCCGCAGUGCCAGCCGGAUAACUACCACGGGUUCUUCCAGGCCCAGCCGGAGGCGGAGCAGGAGCACAGCCGGGCCAGCAUCAAGGAUCGAGAGCAGCACACCACCACAAUGGCGGUGGACAUCGAAGUGUUCGAUGAAUUCCAGCAGCCGGCGGGGGAUGUGCUGGUGAGCAACUUUGAAAGGAUUCGGGAGGAGCGGGAGCUCAACCAGAGCGUCCAGCGGAGCGAGGUGCCCCGGAACCAGCUGACGGUCAGUGAUCUGGACGAGUUCUUUGCCCAGCGGAGGGAGAACUUCGCCUCCGUCGGCGAUACGCUGAAGUAUGUCCUCGCAUUUAUGAACAACUUCACCAUGGACGUGGCCUUCAUCCGGGGAUUGCAGCUGUACGACGGCAACAUUACCAACGUCCUGGGCACCAGUGCCCAGAAGGAGUACGAGUCCCGGAUGCGAUCCCUGUGGCAACUGUACGAGCUGGAGCAGCAGUACGCGGCCAAUAUCCGGCUGAUCAAGGGUCUGGGCCUGCUCAGCUUCCAGGCUGAUGGCGAGCGGGUGCGCAACUUCUUGUCGGAUGUCCUGGACACCCUGGACCGGCACGACACGAAUACCUCAUCGCCCAUCCGCGAGACAAUUGCAAUCGCCCGCAUGGGCUACGUUGUGGCGAUGGCGAAUAGCACGGCCAUGCAGGAGUUCGCCCAUCGGAUCUUCACGAGCGGCAGCACGGAGGCGACAACACGCUUCCAGCCACUGCUGAGGCCCGAGGACCUGGGCCAGCCGGAGCACCUGAAGUCCCUGACCGUGGCCGAGGAGCGGGAGCUCUUCCGCUACACCCGGCGUAUAGUGGACUUCCGGAAACGGAUGUCCGAGACGGUGGACCGGCUGCAGACCAUCAUGCAGGACAUAGCGCCGGUUAAGAGCAAGGAGGUUGAUCCUCCAGAUGCCGGCAAUCAGGUUCAGGUAACCAAUGCCCCGGCAGUGGAAAGCCAACCGAAAGUGGAGGAGCAGCAUCAGCCCGGUACAGCCCCUAAGCCCUCGGCAGAUGCUACAUCCCUGGCGGAGAAAGCGGAGCCGGACGAGGCCGGUGGAUCGGUGUGGUCGCAGUUCGUCCAGACCAUUCUCCGGAAGGCCACCGUGCAGCGGGUGAAGUUCGACGAGUCGGUGCUGUUGGAGAAGACGCGCAAGGCGCUGGAGAAGUACAGCCGCAAGGACCUGCCCCACCACCUGUUCGCCUGCCAUCGACCGGAAUACAUUGAAGCCUUCGCCUACCGGGACUUUUAUCCGGAGGCGCUCUAACCCAAAACUAACCGAAACUAACUCUAUGACUAAACACGACUGAUCUGUAGAUAUGUAUGUAGUUAGUUAAGGGGUAUUCGCACUGGGCACAGAUACCUCACGGAGUACUCUCGAUCCCUCGAUCAUUCCCAAUCGGAUUUAAUCCCUCAGAUCCCCCAGGGGUUUCCUUGUAAAUUCUUUAUCCUCCGGAGUGUCAAUGAUCAUUAUAGUUUUAGAAAAAAGAAAAAGAGUAGGAAUCUUUUGUUUUUUUUUUUUUGUAUUUUAAAAUAACAAGCAUUUAGUGAAUGUUUCCGGUGACUACCUCCACAGGACCUCUAUAUAUUCCCCCUCCUCCUCCAAUGGUCAUCUCUGCAUCCAAUUUAGAAUUAAAUCGAAAUGACUUUACAAAUUGUAGUUUAAGCGCCAAAAGGCGGUAGAAUUUUUUAUAAAUGACUGUACAUUAAAGUUUGGUGAAUAAUUAAUAAUUUAAUGGAUAUGUUAUCCUUUCGAAGGACUCCCAGGAUGAAUACCCCUUGAGCUGGGAGGGAAAGUGAGCCAGAGCCACUCCACAUGUUCCGGCAAUUAAUUUAUUAAUAUACACUUAAAUACAUAGACUAAUUGUACCAGGACAUGUAUUACAGAUGUCCUGGGAGAAGGAGUGUGGGUGUGCGUGUGGAGGACUGCCAUCGACUGUUCGUUGCCAGGAUCGUAAUUAAAUUGAUUUAUUUGUGUA
Molecule: messenger RNA, 3986 nt
Organism: Drosophila ananassae
Lineage: Eukaryota; Metazoa; Arthropoda; Insecta; Diptera; Drosophilidae
Gene: Edem1
Product: ER degradation-enhancing alpha-mannosidase-like protein 2
Exons: 3
Coding region: 395-3274 (959 amino acids)
Biological process (GO): carbohydrate metabolic process; endoplasmic reticulum mannose trimming; mannose trimming involved in glycoprotein ERAD pathway
Cellular component (GO): endoplasmic reticulum; membrane
Molecular function (GO): calcium ion binding; mannosyl-oligosaccharide 1,2-alpha-mannosidase activity
Source: RefSeq, a predicted model, not a curated record